GCUACCCACGUCAUUUUUCCGGUUACGUACAAUUUCUCAGACACGCUAGAGAAAGCAAGUAACAAUGAGCAGCGCUAGACCUCCUAAUGGCAACCCCUGUCCUUCUGGAUCAGCACAAGGCACUCGUUCCAAAACGGGCAGUUCUUCAGUACGAGAAACAGCGCAGAAUUUCGACAGUUCAGCAACAGCGACAAGUCGAGCACAUGGCAAAAGCUCUUCGAGCUAUGGCAUUACUGCCAAACCUUCAAGCAAGCCUGCAGUACGACCUAGACCCACGCAGGCAGCUGAUGAUAGUCGUGCCCGUAUUGCUCAACUAGAACAACAGCUAGGACAGCAAAAUCAAUUAAUUGAAAGCCAGUUUCAGCGAGAAAACGACGACAAACGUCACAUUGAAGAGCUUAAAAAACGUGCAGAAAACGGAGAGCGCGAGCGUGACGAGGCUAGACGUUUUGUUACCCAACUAAAACAGGAGUACCAACGUCUUGCUACUCAGAAAGGAGAGUUGGAACAAAAAGCACACCAAAACUUGCAGAGCCUUCAAAAUAGCUUGACCAAAAAGGAGAAGGAAGUAAAACAUCUGGAAGAUACACAUAGACAAAAGCUACAAACCCUACAGCAAGAAUUGGAAGGAGAAAGGCAACAAUGCGAAAGAGAAAAAUCACGCACCAAGCUGAUAUUGCAAAGAUGUCUCGUACUGCUGCGUAGCAGCAGAGAAGGAGACGGCAUAUUUCAUGGCCGUCUUGGAAUUUCGUUUGAAAGCUCACAGCAGGAACGAAAAUAUGAGUCUAUAGCGCUCAAGAUCAUCAACGAGAUUGAGCCUAACGCUAGUAUUGUGCUAGGAGCUCGACCAGAUCAAAAUGAUUAUGAUAUUGUUCUUCAUCUAGCCAGAACAGAAGGAGGACGAACAGUCAAUUUGGAGCAAUCUAAAAGACAAGCCUUUAAAUGCGACAAUGUGAUUCUCAUUCUGCUUCGAUCCGGUACCAAUCCAGACGUUUACAACACGUUUGUUCCUCCUGAUGCGAACGAGUAUUCAGGGAUAUUACUCGGCAGGAGAGGAGAGAGAAGAGUGAUCUUACAACUAUUGCACUGGCAGAGCGAGUGGGUUGAUUGCAAAUUGAAUGAAGACAAUGUCAAGCUGUUGAAAGAAUUAGUCAAACAAGCAUGUCCCAAGAUGGUGGAACAGUUGCACGAUGACCAGCUGAUAAAGGCACUUGGAUUAGGAAACGACUGAUCCUGAUUAUUGACUUCUUGAAUUCAAAAUUUGGACACAGCAGGAAGUUGCUUUCCUGGAACUAAAGUGCAUUCCAUUUUUAUGGUAAAUAAAACUGAAAGGGAACACAAAAAGUACUGUACACUAGUCAACGUGUAGCGUCUAGCGAUCUUUGCCAAGUCUUGGGUUUAGUGCCGGUCUCAUCUCAUUCGCUAACUAUGCAUGAUAAACAAUAUAGACCCAAGUGGA
This is a messenger RNA of Corticium candelabrum, 1459 nucleotides long. RefSeq lists its product as uncharacterized. Lineage: Eukaryota; Metazoa; Porifera; Homoscleromorpha; Homosclerophorida; Plakinidae. The record is from RefSeq and is a predicted model, not a curated record. The transcript has 4 exons. The coding region runs from base 65 to 1231 and encodes 388 amino acids.